Cicer arietinum (chickpea) is the source of this 1271-nucleotide messenger RNA. Its product is annotated as zinc finger protein ZAT5. The record is from RefSeq and is a predicted model, not a curated record. Lineage: Eukaryota; Viridiplantae; Streptophyta; Magnoliopsida; Fabales; Fabaceae.
GCACAAAACCCAAAUUAAAACACGGUUAUUAAUUAAUUAAUUAUUAUAUAUACUCUUCAUCACAUUAAACUUCAAAACCACUAUUAUAUAAUUCCAUUCAUUCUUUCAUCUCUCACCUCAUACCCUCUUCUCUUUUUUUUUCUUCUCUCAAAUAAAUAUUUAGUAUACUCUUUUACCUUCACAUACACAAAAAAAAAUGCAAGUGUUAGAAGAACUCAUGAUGGUUUCAAAGGAUCACACACAACAAAUCAUAAAAGGAAAAAGAACCAAACGUCAAAGGCUACCUUCCCCACUUAGGUUAACCAUGUCUUCAAGUUCUUACAAUGAAGGUACAAGUUAUAAAAGCUAUAAUAAUAACAAUUAUGAUAACAAUUCAACACGAGAUGUUGAUUUGGCUACGAUCGGAUCGAGCGGCCAAUCAGAAGAAGAAAAAGAAGAAGAAGAUAUGGCGAAUUGUUUAAUUCUAUUAGCUCAAGGUGGUCAUCAUCAUAAUGUUUCAAAUAAUCACAAUAGCAACAAUUCUUCAUAUCUUUAUGAAUGCAAAACAUGCAAUAGAUGUUUUCCUUCAUUUCAAGCACUUGGUGGACAUAGAGCAAGUCAUAGCAAACCUAAUAAGGUAAAUUGUAAUAAUAUUAUUGAACAAAAGCAAGUUAUUACAACUUCUUUUGUUGAUGAUCAUAAAUAUGAUCCAACAAUGAAUACCAUACUCUCUUUGCAAGCUUUUAGCACCUCCCCUAUUACUACUACUACUACUACACCAAAAAAAUCAAAAGUUCAUGAGUGUUCCAUAUGUGGUUCUGAAUUCUCAUCGGGGCAAGCUUUGGGGGGACAUAUGAGAAGACAUAGAGCUCUUGUGAACACAUCUACAACAACAACGACGACAACAACAACAUCUAUGAGUUUGAGUAUUGGUAGCCCUAAAUCUCAUCAUGAAGCUAAGAAACCUAGAAAUGUUUUGAAGUUGGAUUUGAAUCUUCCAGCUCCAGAAGUUGAUCAUCAAAGAGAUCAAUCCACGUUUUCUUUUCAACCUAGAGAAAAUGUUAUUGCUUUCUCUAAUUCUUCUUUGGUGGAUUGCCAUUACUAAAGUUCUCAAGCUCUUUCGAUAUUGUCACUAUAAUUGUAUCUGUGAACCGCAAUUUAGAACCAUGGUAUUGUAUUUGGUAAAAAAAAAAAAUUAUAGUUUUUUUUUUUUUUUACUUUUCCAAUUAAACUUGUAAAUGUUGAUAAUUCUUUCCAUUCAUUCUACAUAAAUUGAAAAUUGAAUUUAUUCA